AUGCCGACCUUGCGGCGGAGGCAAUCCUCGCCACUGUGUGUGGCAGUCCUGCUGUGCGUGGUGGCCGCAUGCGACUUCGUGUUUGGCCUCAACUUGCUCUUCACGGCUCCUGCCGCACAGGUUUCAGUCCGAAGGCAAGCAGCUACCGGCCCAUCACCUGUCAGUCUGCGGGCGCGAGAAGUUGAUGAAGAGGAAGUGCUGUUCAAUUUCAACAAGAAGAAGAAAGGCUACGACCCCAACUGGGAGCGACCCUUCCCGCGGUACAUCGUCGGUGGCGGCAUCUUCUUGACCAUCGUCGGCUUUUUCGGUGGUGGGCCAACACUUGCUGCGGUCUGGGGCCUCUGCGGGGCGGGCUUCGGGUGCCUGCUCGAGCCUUGGCAGACUCCAGACGGUGAGAUCAGCGGUCUCUACUUCGAGGAAGAUGACGAAUGA
This is a messenger RNA of Symbiodinium necroappetens, 432 nucleotides long. NCBI's taxonomy places the organism in Eukaryota, Dinophyceae, Suessiales, Symbiodiniaceae. The record is from the annotation of a GenBank genome assembly.